This is a messenger RNA of Colletotrichum costaricense, 345 nucleotides long. RefSeq lists its product as uncharacterized. Bases 1 to 345 code for a protein of 114 amino acids. The transcript is spliced from 2 exons. The record is from RefSeq and is a predicted model, not a curated record. NCBI's taxonomy places the organism in Eukaryota, Fungi, Ascomycota, Sordariomycetes, Glomerellales, Glomerellaceae.
AUGGCACAGCAGGGAGGCACUUAUCGCAGCACCCAAGAGGAAAAGCCGUCCGUCAAGGAGAGAUCCAGCCCCCAUCCUCCAACGCAAAGUCGAUGCGACGAAAGGGAGGGGAGCGAGGAGGAUUGGGAACUUGUCAAGAAUCCUAAAGAUGAACCACCAGAGCGACAGAUUCGAGGCUUCCAUAGUAGCUUUGACCUGCAGCUUGGUUGGGGCAAAUGGAAGUUUAGCGCUUUGAGUUGGGAGGUGAACGCUGGGAGUCAGCAGUGUGAUCAUCACCAGCGGCAGGAUACUGGCCGGAAUUCGGUCGCAGAUGGGGGAAAGGAGGAUGAUAGUGGGAAGCGAUGA